GAGCAUAAAGGAAAGUCAGGAAGUGUUGCGGCUCUUCCGUGUGACGUCACGCUCUGCGUCACGGGAAGCCAGUCUGAUCCCGGAAGUAAAGAUGGCGACUGCCUACGAGAGGUUUAACCUGCACGUGACCCCUGAUAAGUUUUACAUCGAGGCCUGUGACGAUGGAGCUAAUGACGUGCUGGUCAUCGACAGGGCUUCCACAGAGAUGACGCUCACAGGUUUGAAAAACAUCCCUCCAUCAGGAGUCACCAAACCCAUCUGCGGCAUCAUGGGAACGAUUCGCCUCGUGGCCGGGAUGUACCUCAUCGUCAUCAUCAGGAAGAAGAAAGUGGGUGACCUGUUCGGCCACGCCGUGUGGAAGGCCGUGGAGUUCGACCUCAUACCCUACAAGAAGACCAUUUUGCACCUCACAGAGAACCAGAUGCAGGACAACAAGACGUUCCUGUCCAUGAUCAACAACGUCCUGAGUACGGACGGCUUCUACUUCUGCACCAACUACGACCUGACGCACACUCAGCAGCGCCUCGCCAACACCUCCCCCGACUUCCAGGAGAUGAGCCUGAUCGAGAGAGCUGAUCAGAGGUUCGUGUGGAACGGAAACCUGCUGAGAGACUUUACAGCACAGCCAGAGCUCCACAAGUUCACCUUUCCUGUCAUCCAUGGCUUCAUUGUGAUGAAGCCGUGCUGCAUUAACGGAAAGAUAUUCGAAUGGAUCCUCAUCUCCAGAAGAAGCUGCUUCCGAGCCGGCGUCCGCUAUUACGUCCGAGGGAUCGACUCAGAAGGACACGCUGCUAACUUCGUUGAAACGGAGCAGCUAGUGCUGUACAAUAACAGCAGAGCUUCCUUUGUGCAGACUCGAGGCUCCAUGCCUUUCUUCUGGUCCCAGAGACCCAACCUGAAGUACAAGCCCAAGCCGCAGAUCAGCAACUCCACCAAUCACCUCGAUGGUUUCCAGAGACAUUUUGACUCACAGGUCAUCAUUUACGGGAAGCAAGUGAUACUGAAUUUGGUCAAUCAGAAGGGUUCAGAGUUGCCACUCGAGCAGGCCUUUGCCAAAUUGGCGAACAACAUGGAUAACGGCACCAUCAAGUACAUAGCCUUUGACUUCCAUAAAGAGUGCAGUAAGAUGAGAUGGCACCGCCUGCAGAUCUUGGUGGACGCCGUGGCUGAGAUGCAGGAUGAAUUUGGGUACUUCAUGCUGAACACUGACGGGAAGGUGGUGAUGGAGCAGAGCGGAACUUUCCGAAGUAACUGCAUGGACUGCCUGGAUCGUACCAAUGUCAUUCAGAGCCUUUUGGCCAGGCGUUCCCUGCAGAGCCAGCUUCAAAGGAUGGGAGUUCUUCAUGCCGGCCAGAAGAUUGAAGAGCAAGCUGAUUUUGAGAAGAUCUACAAGAACGCCUGGGCUGACAAUGCUAACGCAUGUGCUAAACAGUACGCAGGCACUGGAGCACUAAAGACCGACUUCACCAGGACUGGGAAAAGGACACACUGGGGUUUAGUGAUGGACGGCUGGAAUUCUAUGAUUCGUUAUUACAAGAACAACUUCUCAGACGGCUUCAGACAAGACUCUAUUGACCUCUUCCUUGGCAAUUAUACGGUGGAUGAAUCCGAGAGCCAGACACCACUGCAAGUGCAGAAAGACUGGAAAUUCCUUACGUUACCCAUGAUCAUGCUGGUGGCCUUUUCCAUGUGCAUCCUGUGCUUGCUUAUGGCUGGUGAGACAUGGACAGAGACUCUGGCGUACCUGCUGUUCUGGGGGAUGGCCGGAGUUCUGACAGCUGUCGUCAUCCUCUUUAACGGGAAGGACUUUGUCGAUGCACCCAAGCUGGUCCAGAAAGAGAAGAUGGACUGAACGUAGACUUGCACUCUUUUUCUUUCUCUCUUUCUUCUACCCUCCUUAUCUUUCUGGAGUCUGUACUGAUCUGCUCUUGUCCUGUAUGUAGAGUCUGUCUCUUUCAUUACAGGAAGUAACCUCAUGAACCAUUUGGGAUAGGGUCCAAUGAUAUUUACACUUGGCGCUUCCGUAGUAGUGGUAAAAAAUAAAAAUCUCAGGUCCGAAAAAAUCUGAGUUAAAAAAAUAUAUUAAUAGCCAAUUAAUAACAAAAAAAAAAACUAAAACUUUGACUAAUAAUUGGGUCUGGAGUUUAUGUGUUACUAUUUAUUUAGUUUAAUCGGAUUUGAAGGUAAUUUGAAAAAUAAGCUAAAUUGUAUGUAACCAACAUAAAAAGUUUUUUAAAGCUUAAGUUUUCAGUAAUAUACAAGUAUGUCCAGCACCAUAGCCGAAAGAAAAAAAAAUCCAUAUAUUCUCAUGACUAGACAUAUUUGCAGUAAGGUAUUCCUGUUCAGAUACAUCAUGAUCUAUGUAAAAAUAUAUUAACCUUAUAAUGGGGCAACACCGUGGCAUUAUGUUUAGCAUUGCGGCCUCGCACCUCCAGGGUCGGGGGUUCUCGUCCCACCUUGCUCCUGUCUGUGUAUGGAGUUUGCAUGUUCUCCCCAUGCUUGGUGGGUUUCCUCCCACAGUCCAAAGACAUGCAGAUUCCCAAAUUGCCCCAUCCAGGGUGUACCCCGCCUCGUGCCCGAAGUUUCCUGGGAUUGGCUCCAAGCUUUCUGCAGUAUAAGCGGUAUAGAAGAAUGAAUAAAUGAAUGAAUGAAUGAAUGAAUCCUAUAAUGGUGGACUUAUGUGACAGCCUGUAUAUUGAAAAACGAUUCCAAAUGCAUCAACAAAAAUCAGUGUAGCAUCACUAUAAAGGAGAACAUAUCUUACAGUUCACUUACAUUCAAAGUUCUUUUGAUUGGCAUCCUGCUACCUGGAUAUAUAAUGUUGCAGAACUUAACAACAACAAUAAAUCAUGUGUAAUCGAUGAUUGUUCUAUACAUACUCUCUCAGAAGCAAGGAUACCGAACUGUACAUUUUCUUGCCUUUGGAGUGAUACUGUCAAGAGUUGACUCAACAGCUGCUUUAUUGAGAACAUCUGUAUCCCCUGCUCAAUCCUUAGUGAAGACUUUUUCUUCACUUUUUUGACUUAAACUAUCAUCAUAUUUUUUUUUGCCAACUGUACCCUUUAGAUUCCUAACUGUGGAACCACAUGUCUAUUCUGCGGUUCAGCACUUACAGUUCAGUGCUUUUGAGAUGCUUUUUCGCUCACCACAGUUGUAAAGAGUGGUUGUUUGAUUUAGUGUAGCAAAAUUCCUGUCAGUUUAAACCUGUCUUCCUUAAUUUCUUCUUCUUUUUUAUGUUGUUUCAAUCCAUUCUGUAUAAACGAUAGAGACUGCUACGCGGCAGUUUCUGAUAAACUCUUCCUUUAACGAAUUCGAACAAUGAAAAAUAGCUGAAUCAGAUUUUUAGUGCUGCUUCCUCACGAUUGGAGAUUUCCAUGAAUCAGCAAGAAUCAGGAUGUUCCUAAUAAAAUGCCAUGUUAAAGUACAGUAUGCUUUAACUUGGAACAUGUACAGUAAGUGGUGUAUUUUACUGCUACAAUCAAGCAAGAACAACAGACUAGCACCUUUAUUUCUUUGUCUGCACAAACCCUCCUUUAUCUUUUGUACCUUUUAUUAUGUAACUGGAUUAAGUGGAAACAUACAGCUUUCAUGGUCCCUAAAUAGAUAUUAAAGCUACAACAGGUGUACACUUGACAGUACAGUACCACAGCAGCAAGGACAGGUACAGUUGAGUCCUCUUAAGGUGUAAAACUGGCAAGGUUUCUAUCUCUAAUUAUGUAAAAUACUCCAUAACGGUCAUAGUUCACACAUUCCUUCUUUACUUUCCAUUUCUUUACUUACGUCAUUAACAUUUUAUUCAGUGCUGUUUGUAGUUUCUCAGCACCUUACUGAAAAAGAAAAAAGAAACACUAAUAUUUGAUGAGCACAUGAGCACAUUCCCUAUUAACGGUUGAAGUGGUAUCCUUCGAUUUAACAUGCUUUUACAGAACUCAAUUUUGGGUCCUGAGGCUGAUGGUGAGAUUUUAUCAUGUUACAUGGUUGUGUUUUUGUGUGCUUCGAUACGCUUCCUGUGGGAAAACUUCCAUCUUUUUUUUUUUCCAUAAGGACACUGAAAAUGAAUGUAUUUUUAAUAAAUCUAGCUUAUUUAGGAUUUUCAAAUUUAAUUUGGUGUAAUUAAUGAACGGGAUACAGACUCACUGAUUGGUUAUAUUGCAAUAUAGCACGCACAGUUAUACUUUUUUAGUUGCAGUAAGAGCAUCUCAACGUGUCGCUCGUAUUCCUCGCUAGAUAAGCUGAGCACAAGAACUCGUCUUUGGUCUGUAAUUUGUAAAUUGUACAUUGCGAUAAUGAACGCAUCAGUUAUAAAUAGGCCAUUGUAACGAUGUACUGUACUGUAUGGGGUCUACGACGAUAGAAUUAGCAAUGAAUUCAUACAGACUGGAUCGCACACACACACUGUUUUAAAUGAUCACGGUAGAUCGAUCCUGGACGACUCUGUUAGACCUGCAGCUAUACAACACACAAAUUAACAUUCCCACUGUAAUGAUUCUGAAUAUAUUGUAAUAUGGUCAUUGUAUUUUUGGACUUCUUACUGUUCUGAAAAUGUAAUGUAGAAUCAUUCCAAGAGGUCAUACGUGCCUCAAUGAUCAACUUUAUAAUAAAAUAUCUGAUUACUGUGUGUGCAAA
This is a messenger RNA of Clarias gariepinus (North African catfish), 4626 nucleotides long. It is a transcript of the gene sacm1la, whose product is annotated as SAC1 like phosphatidylinositide phosphatase a. The coding region runs from base 92 to 1852 and encodes 586 amino acids. Gene Ontology annotation, biological process: phosphatidylinositol dephosphorylation. The record is from RefSeq and is a predicted model, not a curated record. Gene Ontology annotation, cellular component: endoplasmic reticulum. The transcript is spliced from 20 exons. Gene Ontology annotation, molecular function: phosphatidylinositol-4-phosphate phosphatase activity. Lineage: Eukaryota; Metazoa; Chordata; Actinopteri; Siluriformes; Clariidae.